AGAAAGGAGAGCAGAUGCCUGCAUGUCGUUCAGCCAGAUGGGCUGGCGGCCGGGGGGCCGCCAGGUUUGGCUUUAGCAACUGGGGCCAGCAAGGGCGGGGGGGCCUUGGCUGCCUGCACGGGUGGCAGUGUCUGGUCUUUCUCCUGCGGACGGGGCAGCACCUUGGACACACCCACAGGCUUCGGCGUCACGGACGACCUGAUGUGACAUACAAGAUGAGACAUGUACAAUCUACGUUUGUUGUUGGGCACAUCUUGUCAAAUAUCUGGGUACUGACUGACCUUCUGGCCGUUUGCCUCAUUCCUUUCUCGAUGUCUUCCUCAUCCUCCGACGACAUCAUGCCCGACUUGGCCGACACACCGCUGACCGACAGCUUCCGCCUGUCGUCGGCCUCGGCCGCCGCACCCUCACUGGCGUUGCUGAUCCGCCGCUUGGACGCGUCCUUGUCCUUCGCAGUGCUCUUGCGGGACGACGCAAAUGUCAAUGUCUCGGGCUUGCCUGAUAGAUACAAACAAGACACAUUGUGCAUGUAGUGCUGCGUUGUGCUUUCUUCCUUGCAGGCAGGCGUACCGGUGCUGUCCGCGAAUCUGGCCCUGCCUGGGGUUUUGGCGUCCCCCCUAGGCGGUCCCGGGCUGCUAUCUUCCUCCUCCCGCUUGGCCCUGGACGGCGCCAGCACCAGGGUCUUCUGCCGCAGCUGGCUGAACCCGGCCGGCUUCUCGUCGCCGCCUAUCUGCCGCUCACUCGCACCCUGCAGCGAAUUCCGCUUCCCAACCUGAGAUGCCGGGUACUGCGUCACUCGCCGGCUUGAUUUCGACGAGGGCGGGUUGAUCGCUGUCUUGGCGCGUACGAGGCCGCCCGAGACACCCGUUUUCAGGCGCUGUAGGCGGGAUCGGCGCGCGACCAUUCUGUCUCGCGUGGCCUUCUCGCCUCUGAGGUUGGCUGACACGAGCCAGAAGCCAAAGGCCACGUCCUUGACCUGAUAGAGCAGGUACUCCCUGACAGACACACACAGAGGCGAACAUAACAAGGGAUGAUGAUGUGAGAAAAGACGACAUGGCAUGUGCGCUCGCACACCAGGUGCUCGCUUCGACUUUCUCCAGAUCAGCUUCGCCGAGCUCAUUCUCACUGCAAGCCAAGCAGGUGCGGUGCACAAGAGACACAGGCAUGUUCAUCCAUCCAUCCAUCUUGAUGCGUGUGGGGUGGGCGGGGCGGUGUGUGUCCUCUCUCUCCAAUCAGUCCAGCUGAGCUAUCUAUGCCUUUCUUUCUGUAUACGUAGGUACGUAGGUACGUACAUGAAGUAGAUGAUGUCUGCCCUGCUGUAUACCCACGACGGGUUGGUCCUGUCAAUGGUCUGGUCGGGGUACUCCUUCAACGUGUCCCGCAGACACUCACGCAACUGCUUCAUCCGCACACUGACCAACGCGUGCAGACAGACAGACACACAGACACACAGGGAGGGAGAAGGGGGAGAGGUGACGGUGUCUUAAUGAAUGAAUAAGUCAGGACGCCUGGCCCGCCUGCCUGCCUGCCUACCGAAUGUAUUUGAUGUAGACCUCCUCAGGCACUCGAAUGAGGUCGCUCCAACCGUUCCUCACUUCGCGAUACACAUCGUCAUGCUCCAACAGCUGCACAGAGGCACAGACACACAUGCCUUCUAUCCUCCCCUCCCUCCCUCUCGCCGUCUCACUUUGUUGAAUGAGAUGAGGAAUCUUUCGAACUCGACAGCCUGGUAGGUGGAGAGUAUGAGUGCCGCCAGGUACCCCAGGUGCAGCUGCACGUAGAUCAGCUUCUCCUUCUCCGUGCCCCUCGUCCACACGGUGAUGUCGUCGAACACAAAGAGGAACACCGACGUGAGGAUCACCCACACCAGCCGGUACUCUCGGAUGAUCUGGGGCUUGGUGAAGUCGAUCACCACCUCCUUGGGCAUCAGACGGUAGUAGUGCAGCUUCUUGCGGGCGGUGUUCCAUCCUGUAGAAGACAGACAUGUGAGACAGACACGCGAGUAUGGGGGCGGGGCCUUCUUGGUGUGUCGAGUGAGUUGUGCGACCUUCCAUGUAUAUGAAGAUGACUGUGAUGAGGAGCAGCAAGAGCAGCGGGAGAGUGUCGAAGAACUUGGGGGCAUAUAGCGCGCAAAUCGUCAGCGGCACACGAGCUUCCUUUAUCGGACCUACACACGAAAGGCACACACACACACACACAUACACACACACAGAGAUCAAGAGCAAAAGGUACACAUGCAGCCAUCCUUUUUCAUCCCUUCAACUCACCAACAAACCCGAGUGCCUGGAAUCCGACAGCUUUGACGAUGGACUCCUUGGCCUUGUAAUCCUCGGGCACCCACACCGCAUCCAUGAUGUCCUUGAGGCAUAUCACCGACUCGCCCCACGCCGAACUGCCCUUCGACAACGGACUGGGAGGCUCGCCGUCUUCGUCCUCAUAGUCAGAAUACCGACGGUCAGACCUCUCGCUCUUGAGCGUCUGUGUGCGGUUCUGAAAGGUCGUCCCGCGGCUCUUGCUGCCCACGCUCAGGCUCCCCUGCGAUGCCUGGGAGAGGCUGCCUGUCCGGCCCUUGGGAGAGCUGCCCCUCGACAUUUGUGCCGGUGCGCUGGGUCCUUUAGGAAUGCUGCCGCCUGGCGGGACAGGCGACAUGUCUCCUCCUCCCGCUGCCUCUCCCCCGGCUCCCUGUUUGUUCAUGGUGUACUGCUUCAUCAUGACCUCCGAGAACCGCACCGACGCUCCGCCGCCCUUCGGGUCGUCUGCUCCAGUUGGGGUGACAGACUCCUUCCUCGCCCUCCUGCCUGCGGCCACAGCAUCGGCAGAUUCGGGUGGCACGGCGCCGGGGAGCGGUGAGGACUGCUGACGCGGUCUGACGUCUCUGUCAGCAUUGUCCUUUAGGGGCGAGGGGACGACUGGGUUGGCGCCCUCCAUGGCCAGACCCUGCUGAGCCUCGACGUCAGCCUGAGGUUGGUCGGGCGGCUGUGCUGCCUUGGCGAUGGGGGGGAGAGUGGUUCUGACGGUCUUCUUCUUGGCUGCCGACGUCGAUGUCGAUUUGCCUGUGCUAUCGCCGUUCUCUCCUGGCGGAGAAGACUCCAUACAGCGGUCCAGCUGAUCCUCAGCGUCAGCUGCUGGGAUGAGAGGCAGGGACAGUCACCGUGCCUGAGUGAAGCACACAGAAGCACAAGGAGGGCCAGCACAUAGAUGAAAUGCGGCCAGGCCCUGCCAGCGCACCUUGCGUGAACUCCCCUCUCGUGAUGUGAUGCGUUCUUUGUGA
Messenger RNA from Vitrella brassicaformis, 3271 nucleotides. The record is from the annotation of a GenBank genome assembly. Lineage: Eukaryota; Vitrellaceae.